This is a messenger RNA of Paramuricea clavata, 950 nucleotides long. The record is from the annotation of a GenBank genome assembly. Lineage: Eukaryota; Metazoa; Cnidaria; Anthozoa; Malacalcyonacea; Plexauridae.
AUGAGCGACAACAACAUCAUUGAUACAUCAAGCGUUGAAGAUCAGUCGACUGCCGAAAGUACAUGUGAAACUUCAGUGUCAGCAUCAGCACGGAAAAUUAAUUUGGGUAACAAAGAGAUGCCUGAGUUAAAUAAAAGUGAAGUAAGUGGCUACCGAUUUAUAAAUCUUGAGAUUUGGGGAACUAUAUUUAAACCAUUACCCUGCAAGGAAUGCCAUGAAUGUCAGUUGAUGCUCAUUGAAGAUGAUCCUCAGUGUAUGGGAUGUGCAUCAUGUUUUUCAGUUUGGGGUAGCUCGUGUGGAUGUUGUGAAGUUUUUUAUAACUUAGAUUCUGCACUUCACUUGGUGGAAUCAACAUUAGGAUGUUAGGGUUUGCAAUCCAAGUGAGAAUAUAUACAUUUUAAGACCUAACCAGGAACGACUGCGAAAAAUGCAGCACAAGGUCCUCUGGUAGGAAUUGAACCUACGGCCCUACGGAAUCGCAGGGCCGUAGGUUCAAUUCCUGCCAGAGGACCUUGUGCUGCAUUUUUCGCAGUCGUUCCUGGUUAGGUCUUAAAAUGUAUAUAUUCUCACUUGGAUUGCAAACCCUAACAUCCUAAUGAAGUUUUUUAUAUCUCUGAAAAGCUUGGUCAUUGUUUUGAAAUCAACAGAAGAAUGACCUAUAUGAAAGUUGAUUGGUUGUGGGUCAUCAGCAAUGGAGAGGUUUUACCAUGAACAUGCCACCGCCAGUUAACCCUAAAGCUUUUGACUACAACAAAGCUAUAUUACAUGCUGUAAAAUAUGUUGCAGAAGAAACCAUGAAUGAUGCAGUCCAAGAAAUCCACAAUUUGAACAGUGCAGAAGUUGAUGAAGAUAGAAUUCUGAAACAUCUGUUUCUUGCGAUGAUAUGUGACGAAGGAGGUCGCGGCAUGGUUUGUUAUUUCCAUGGAAACAGGCAAAGUUCUUUACAUUGA